AUGCCCGGCAUCCUGCCCAUGAAGGUCAUCAAGGUCGGCAACAGCGCACAGAGCCGCGUGGCCCAGGCCUGCGACCGCUGCCGCAGCAAGAAGAUCCGCUGCGACGGCAUCCGCCCGUGCUGCUCGCAGUGCGCCAACGUGGGCUUCGAGUGCCGCACCAGCGACAAGCUCAGCCGCCGCGCCUUUCCACGCGGCUACACCGAGUCGCUCGAGGAGCGCGUGCGCGCGCUCGAGGCCGACGUGCGCGACCUGCGCGCCCUCGUCGACGAGAAGGACGCCAGGAUCGACCUGCUCUCCCGCCUGCCGCCCGCCAGUACUGCUCUCUCCAGCACUGCUGCUGCGACGCUCCCCCGCCCGCUGCCCGCCCAUGACAGUCCCCGCCCCCCGCCGCCCGCCCCCGAUGACCUCGUUGCCGUGCAGUACGCCGCGCCCCUGCGCCGCCCGGCCCCCAACGCGCCCUUCAUGGGGCCCUCCAGCACCCGCGCCUUCGUCGACGCCUUUGGCUCGCGGCUCGAGCGCAGCGGCCGGCCGUCCGUACACGCCGCCAUCGACGCCGCGCUCGCGCCCGCCGCCUGGCACCUCUGGGCCGCGCCCGACCACGGCAAGCCCAAGAUGCCGCCGCGCCUCGUGUGCGACCAGCUGCUCAACAUCUUCUUCCAGGAGUGGGCGCCGCUGUACCCCGUCAUCCACCGCCCCACCGUGCUCAAGGCCUACACCCGCUGCGCGACCGCCACCGAUCCCCUCGAGCACGUCGACCCGCAUCUGCUCGCCCAGCUGAACCUCAUCUUUGGCAUCGCCGCCAUCUCGUCGACGCAGGCCCGCCUCCCGCAGGAUCCCGUGUACUUCGAGCGCAACUGGACGCCGCAGCUGGAAGCCCUGGUCGACGACAUCUCGCUGUCCACCCUGCAGUGCUACGUGCUCGCCCAGAUCUACUACUCCAUCAAAUCGGACUACAAAAACCUGCUGCGCUACCGCUCCCUGGCCGUGUCGAUAUGUCUGCAGCUGGGCCUCCACCAGAGUCAAGCGCGGUUCUUGUUCAACCCGCUCGUGAGCGAGACCCGCAAAAGAGUCUUCUGGUGCCAGUACUCUCUCGAUCGAUUCACGGCCGCGCUCACCGGUCUCCCCGUGCUGAUGGCCGAAUCCGACAUCUGCACCGAGUACCCCGCUGAUAUCGACGACGAGCACAUGACAGAUCCAAAUUUCGUCCCCAACCCUUCGACCGAUGCCACCGACAUGUCCAGCGCUCUCGCCCUUUUCUCCGUAUCGCAUAUCCUGGGCAAGGUCCUCGACGAGCUAUACGCUUCGCCCGCCGGAUGCGAGAUCUCGUUGUCGACCAUGCACGCGCUGGCCGAGGAAUUGGAUGACUGGCUGAAGAAGCUGCCUCCCCACCUGCGGCUGGAGUUUGUUCAGGAUAAACCGAGUCCUGCGCCGACGAACAGCCGUUCUCCUAUUUUGUCUAUAAUAUACUACUUUAUCCGCACCUUGAUACGCCGGCCUGUGGCUUGCUAUGGAAAACCCGAGAACGCUUCGCCUUCCAUGCUGUCACUUGUCGACUCCGCCAAACACACCAUUCAACUACUCAAACUGCUUGACGAACGACGAUUAAGCCUCUCCGUCACGAUCAACCGACGCGAACUUAUAUUCCUGUCCGGCCUCGGGCUUUUGUGGCAGAGCAUGGACUUGAGCCCGGAUAGCAAGCUGGUCAAGGAAAGCCAGCGGCUGCUGAAUGUAGCCGCGACGCUCCUUGAAAGCGAAACGGGCGACGCUGCCGCCACGUUUACGACGGUUGUCGAGACCCUGUCGCCGGGCAUGCUUCAACGACGGCUCAGCAGCGAAAACCUGACGUCGACCGCCGGCAGCCCAUCCUGCUCACCUAAGCAGCGGACGCCGUCCAAGCAGAUGAUCCAACCGUAUGACUCACGGCUGUCCUUCUCCUCGGAAUCCGACUUGUCGACGUACUCCAAAGGCAGCUCGCGGCUGAACUUCAUGGCAGCGUCGCCCGAGCUGUCCCGCAGCGUGCGGUCAUCCAGCUCGAACAGCGGCUGCUCCGACCCGGCGGUGGGCGUGCACGCCACCGAGCACGCCGCGGCGGCCGACGCGCUGGACAACUGCCUCCCGCUGGGCGACGAGAAGAAGCUGGCCUGCGCGGCGCCGUUCGGGGAGACCACGGCCGGCAUGUCGGACUGGGAGCACGUGCUGAGCAACAUGGACAGCGGCCACGCCAACAUCUACAACGGCAUCUACGGCGGCAGCGAGUGCGGCGAGACCCCCGCCGCCUUCGCCGCGCUGGCCCCCGCGUACCACCCACAACACCAGCAGCAGCAGCAGCAGCAGCAGCAGCAGCAACGGCCACCGCCCGCAUCCAUGCCGCCGUGCUCGUCGCCGUCGGCGGUGAUGGCCGGCGUGCCGGCACCGCACCACGCGUGGCCGCACGGCAGUUGGCCACCCAGCGCGCCCGCCGCCGCCGCCGGUGGGGGUGGUGGUGGUGCUGGCAGUUCUGGACCGAUGGCGGGCAAGGCCAGCGAGGCAGCGGCGGUGCCGACGUCGAUGGGCCACCCGUACGAGGCGAUGAUGAUCGGCCACCACCACCAGCUGGACGGCCUGGACGUGGCGGGCGCCGACCUGGCGAUGACAGAUCCGUGGAUGCGGCAAUGCGCCAUGUGA
This is a messenger RNA of Ophidiomyces ophidiicola, 2664 nucleotides long. It is a transcript of the gene CAT8, whose product is annotated as DNA-binding transcription factor cat8. The record is from RefSeq and is a predicted model, not a curated record. Bases 1 to 2664 code for a protein of 887 amino acids. NCBI's taxonomy places the organism in Eukaryota, Fungi, Ascomycota, Eurotiomycetes, Onygenales, Onygenaceae. Gene Ontology annotation, biological process: regulation of DNA-templated transcription; DNA-templated transcription. The transcript is spliced from 5 exons. Gene Ontology annotation, molecular function: zinc ion binding; DNA-binding transcription factor activity, RNA polymerase II-specific; DNA binding.